This is a messenger RNA of Nilaparvata lugens (brown planthopper), 1196 nucleotides long. It is a transcript of the gene Taf12, whose product is annotated as transcription initiation factor TFIID subunit 12. Gene Ontology annotation, biological process: RNA polymerase II preinitiation complex assembly; DNA-templated transcription initiation. Gene Ontology annotation, molecular function: protein heterodimerization activity; TBP-class protein binding; DNA binding. Bases 215 to 1039 code for a protein of 274 amino acids. Gene Ontology annotation, cellular component: SAGA complex; transcription factor TFIID complex; SLIK (SAGA-like) complex. NCBI's taxonomy places the organism in Eukaryota, Metazoa, Arthropoda, Insecta, Hemiptera, Delphacidae. The transcript has 5 exons. The record is from RefSeq and is a predicted model, not a curated record.
AUCUUCGCCGUUCAUCGACAGCAGACUGAGCAGAAACACGCAAAGGAACACAGGAUAUUUCAAUCAUUUCGUAGGAUAAAUUGCAUGCAAAAUACAAGAUUGCUGACAAUUUGUUUAUUGUGGGAUGUGAUUAGUUUACUAGGUUAUUGAAUUCAAUUCUUUAUUUUAUCCUAAGAAUUUUUGGUAUCUACAUAUUAUGAGAUAAUUGAUAUAGAUGCGAUCGGACAUGGAAGCUUCUAACGGCUUGUUUCAACAGCAGAAUCAAACCCAAAUGGCUGUUGACAACGAUAUAACUAUGUUUACUCAAACCACCCACAUUCAACCGACCAACAACAACAACAUUGCCACAAACACAACCACGCAAACACUGGUCAACAACAACGAAACACCAACACAAGUUGUGACAACAUCGGUGGGCGGUGUUGCUGCUACCUUGCCCACCACAUCCAACAUGGUUGUCAGCCAUGACGUCAUCACGCCCUCACGUGUCGCCCAUGACGUCAUCACACCCUCACGUGUUACCCAUGACGUCAUCACCCCGACACGUGACGUCAUCACGCCGGUUAGCAGGCUGCAUAGUGUGCUGAGCAACAGCAGUGGCACGAUGACGCAGACAGCUGCGCAGACGCAGGCAGCUUCGUCGUCUUCUGCGCAUGUCAAGACAAAUCACACACAGGCCAGUGCGCCCGCCACCGUCGAUCCCCACAGUCACACCAAGAUUCUGAGCAAAACGCGACUGCAGGAGCUGGUGCGGGAGGUGGAUGCAACGGAGCAGCUGGACGACGACGUGGAGGAGAUUCUGUUGCAGCUGGCUGACGACUUUGUGGAGACCACGGUGACCGCCGCCUGUCUGAUGGCCAAGCAUCGCAAGGCCAGCACUGUCGAGGUCAAGGAUGUGCAGCUGCAUCUCGAACGAAACUGGAACAUGUGGAUACCGGGCUUCGGAACGGACGAGCUGAGGCCGUACAAGCGGUCGGCGGUCACCGAGGCUCACAAGCAGCGACUCGCGCUCAUCAGAAAAACGCUGAAAAAAUACUGAACAAAGUACAACCAAACUGUGGAGAUUUAUUUUUGCACCACCCCAGGUAUAUCAGUGUAACAACUAACAUUCAACGUUGUCAAUGUAUAAUUUCCUAUAAUAUGUUUAACCAACAAUUUAAUCGUUCUCGAAAAUAUAUUCUAUUAUUUCAUAAUAA